AACAAGGAUGUAGACUGCAGAGAUUUAUCAGUUUAAUUUGAAUCUUAUCCAUAUGUCAUAUUUAUUAGUCAACGAGCAGCUUCCCCUGACAUAAUCAUUUACGAUACAGAUCGCAAACAUAUCGCACUUUGGUUUGCUGGUUAAUACUGAUAACUUUUUAUGAUGCGGGUUUGUGAGCUAUUACUACACUCAAAUGGCGGCCUUCUGUUUCAAUCAGUCAUUAUUUACCUGUUAUUGCCGUCAUGUAAGUCAUAUUUUUUUUAGUAUUAUAUCUCAUCGCAGACAUCAUGUCAGGAUUUUUUGCUCAGCCUAGAUCCGUGUUUCGGUUGAGAUCAGUUGGGUAUAAGUAGAUCUUAUUAGGCCUAUAUCUAAUGUCGACGGUUUGUUUGUAUUUCCAGGUAUCUUUGCUGAAAAUAGAUUCGUGACAGUAGAUCAUGCUACAGCAAAAUUUGGUGAAAAUGCAACAAUGAAGUGUGCAUUCAAAAUUGGGCCUGAUGAUAAUUUAGUGAUUAUAAAGUGGUACAAAAGUAAUGUCAAUGGUGAAAAGGGUGAACAAAUAAUAUAUACUACUAAUGGAAGCACAAGAACCAACGGUAGAUACAGCUUAAGUGAUAAUGGAGACUUUAAGAUAUCUAAUGUUGAAAAAAAUGAUACAGGUUACUAUCUGUGUAGAGUAACUACACAUAAAGUGGACCUUGAAGAUUUAUCAAAUUUAACAGUCUACUAUAUUGAGACACCACAUUUGGUACCAAAACAGAGAAGUGUUAAUGAAAAUGAAACUAUGGCAUUCACAUGUCCUUUACCUGAUGGUUUUCCAACACCUAUAAAUAUCACAUGGAUCAAAGAUUGCAGCAUACUUGGCGUGUCUGAUAGUGAGAAGUAUCCCCAGUCAAAUACAACAUUAGAGAUCAGCAGAGUGAAUAAAAUGGAUGAAGGAGAUUAUCAAUGUCGAAUGGAGAAUGCAGCUUACAUUGGGGAUGAAGGAAAGCUAAGCAAUAAAGGGACAAUGUUAUUGCUUAAUUCUUCUCAAACAAAAGUCACAACACACAUUCGAACUUUGGAAUUUUCGACUCACAAUGCAACUUUACAGUCACGUUUCACAUCCACUUAUUCUACGAUUCCUACCAUUGCAACAAAGGAUAUAACGUCUACUGAAAUGGCAACUGCGUCAGCACCAACUAUUACACAUUACAAUGAAACCUCCCAUCUGGCAAAUACUGCGUCAAAUUUCAGAUCGACUACUGAACAAAAUACAAAGAUCACAACUCAGUCUAGAUCACCUAGGUCUACUUCAGUACCAAAUACUGUUGAUUAUGGACAUAAACACACUAUUACAAUGACUCAAACAAAUGCCACAACAGAAACACUGGCAGGUAAUACGGGAAAUCUUGAUACUUCUACAUUAACUAAUCGAACACCAAACACAACAACAACAACACAGAUUCCAAUCACCUCACCCACCCCUGUUACACAUUACAAUAAAACCUCCCAUCUGGCAAAUACUGCGUCAAAUUUCAGAUCGACUACUGAACAAAAUACAAAGAUCACAACUCAGUUUAGAUCACCUAGGUCUACUUCAUUACCAAAUACUGUUGAUUAUGGACAUAAACACACUAUUACAAUGACUCAAACAAAUGCCACAACAGAAACACUGGCAGGUAAUACAGGAAAUCUUGAUACUUCUACAUUAACUAAUCGAACACCAAACACAACAACAACAACACAGAUUCCAAUCACCUCACCUACCCUCAUUAAAUCUGCUAUACCAACGGGAGACGCCACAACGGUAAAGCCGGUAUUUCAUACAACAGAGCUACCAUCAACGAACAAUAUCAAAACCUCAGCAAUAACAAACGGUCUGAUCACGACAGAUUCUGGCAUUAGAAUACCAACUACGAUUUUGAGCACUGCAGAUUCCUAUAAGACUGUCUCAACACCAUUUAAUGAUGCUUCGGUUUCUAUAAAGUUUACGUCAUCGUCAAUAUAUACCAAGAAAACACCAAACGAUUCAGCAUCUACCGGACUACCAGGCACAACCAAACUUGAAACGGAUUACACUACUGAUUCAGACGGUUUAUCGACUUAUUCGGCUAUUACAACUCAGCCGAGAUUCACCACCUCAAAGAACACCGUAAUUUAUGAACAUAACACUACAACAGUUCUUGCUCAAAAUAGUUCUGAUAUUGCCACUACUACAACACCUCACAUUGCGACGACAAAUUCAAGUUCUGAACUCCUCACUGCCAGUGCGCCACAGUCUGACGUCACUACAACAAUUGUUACAACAGAGAAUGGAGAUACUGAGCAUACUACCACACAGAAUCAAGUCAGUACAUCACUUAGGCCUACUACGACACCACUCACAGUUGGCUAUGAACAUAACACUACUACAACAGCGACACGAACAAAUAUCACAACACACAUUCAAACUUCAGAAUUGUUGACACACAAUGCAACUUUACAGUCACGUUUCACAUCCACUUAUUCUACGAUACUUAACAUUGCAACAAAGGAUAUAACGUCUACUGAAACGGCAACUACAUCAGCACCAACUACCACACAUUACAAUAUAACCGCCGAUCUGCCAACAACUAAGUCAAUUAUCCAAUCUUCUACCGAAGAAUAUUCAAGGAUCACAACUCGGUCUAAAUUUUCUGCACAUGAGACAACAGUAGGUAACACUCCACCAACAAUCGUAUGCCCCAGUGACAUAUCAUCUACGGAUACUUCACCAGAUUGGGAAGUACCAAUCGCGAGUGAUGAUGAAUCACCACCACUUCCAGCGGUUAACUGCACAAACAAUCCGGGUGAUAAGUAUCCAAUUGGAUCAAUUACAAAAGUCACAUGCACUGCCAUAUAUUCUGUUGAACAAGAGGUUAGCUGCUCUUUUUAUAUAACUGUCGAAACUGUCUUAUCAGAGGAAAUUGCGAACCUUACUAAGAACGUUAAUGAUGAAAAUGUUGAAGAGGUAGCAAUAGAACUCGAAGAAAUUGCAGAGAAGGCAGAACUGAAACCAGCUGAUGUACAAGAAGUCUCAAAUGCAAUGGACACUAUUGUCAACAUUGAAUCACCAAACGAAAAUGUCACAAAUGCAAUCGUCGGUACAGUGGAUGCUGUAAUUGCCUCUGAUUUGUCAGAUAUACCACCUGAAACAACAGCUUUAAUCCUUGAGUCAUUCGAGCAGCAAAUUAGCACCGCCGCUACUGAUGGUCAGAAUUACACCCAGGAUGAAGAUACAGUGUCUGUGCGGACUUUAAGUUUUGAUUCAAAUCUUCAUUCUGAUGUUGUAUUCGUAGUAAAUGAAGGCAAGAAGCCUGACGUAUGUUUUGAUGAAGUAUGUUUAGUAAACGCCAAGAAUCAGUCUUUCACACUUCCGAAGGAUCUGCUAACAUCAUAUGAGGGCCGGACGAACAUCAGUUUUACUUCGUUUUACAACCCAAACCUGUUCCAGUCGGGUACAGCUGAACGGAAUCUCUCUAGUGUGAUUAUGUCAGCUACCAUUUAUAACAAAAGUCUUCCGCAGGUGUUCCAAAACCCAGUUGAACUGGUGUUCAAUGUACCAGAAUCCUACUCAAACAGCAAUGUUUCUUGUGUUUUCUGGAAUGCAACCUUAGAUGGAAAUGGUAAUUGGUCAAUUGAAGGCUGUGAACUUAUCGAUGCAGGCGAUGAGGGCAGUGUAACGUGUCAUUGUACACAUCUAACAAACUUUGCUGUCUUGUUUUUUCCUAAUGAAAUUCCGCCUGGAGUUGACAUAUUUCUAGAUUUGGUGACCUAUAUCGGCUGUGGAGUGUCAAUUGCAUGCUUGAUAUUGACUGUAGUCACUAUUCUUUCAAUACCUUCUCUACGAAAACGUCAGCCUCAGAAAAUCAUGGUGAGCCUGUGUGUGUCUCUGAUUUGUUUGUAUACCACGUUCAUUUUCGGCGUUGAUACAGCCAAUCCCGGAACAGCAGGAUGUAAAACGGUUGCUGUGUUGUUACACUACUUAUUGCUGACAUCUGUUGCUUGGACAGCCGUGGAAGCAACCAAUAUGUACCUUUACAUUAUACAGGUGUUCGACGCUAGGAAAUCGCAUUUUAUGUUGAUAUCAUCGACUUUAGCUUGGGGAUUGCCAUGUGUACCACCAAUUGUUCUAUUGUCAAUCGACAUAUCAUAUUAUAAUAACAAGAAAUAUUGUUACCUCAGUGCUACCGAAGUGGAGGUGUUCAUUUACGCUAUCAUUAUCCCAAUUGGAGUUGUCAUCCUCUGCAACUUUGUCAUAUUCGUACUCAUCAUCAAAAAGGUAUUCUUCUCAAGCUCAAUGAUGAAUGGACCACUUGAUAAAAAAGAGAAGAAGAAACGUUUGGUAAACGCCAUCGCCAUUUCUCUGCUGCUUGGCCUCACUUGGAUCUUCGGAUUUUUGUCUUUCGAAAACGCCGCUGACAUUGUGUUUCUCAUUCUGUUCUGUGUUUUUAACUCGUUUCAAGGCGUCGCCAUCUUCUACCUUUUCUGUUUAAGACAAAAAGAAUGCAAACAAGCUUGGAAGAAUUUGCUAGGCAUCAGCAAAGCGAAAUCCUCGUACGAGUUUAGUCUUACACGUAGUACAUUACACAGCAAAACUGCAAACGAUUCGUUAAGAUCAACUCCAAAAGAGCAGAAAAAAAAGAAAUUCACAUCAACUAAUGCAUUCAAAAGCCCUGCAUUUGAAAACACGGUUGAUGAAGAGGAUCGAAAUGAAUCAGACGAAUAGGCGAAGUAUGUCGCUUGGUAGAACAUGGGUUUAAUUAUGAUUAAUAUAGACCUACACAUUUUAUAUGUGAACGGUGAGUACCUAAUGUGUCUGUUAUAUACUGGGAUCCUUGUUUUAUGUUCAGUCCAUGAUAAAAUUGAUUUGAAGCAGACGAUUUAUAAUUUUGGUUUAUUAUGGUGUAAUAGUAGUACUUAGUAAAGCAGCAACCUCAUUUGUGUACGCUGCAUUUUCGUAAUGAAUAGAGGUGCACUGUAUCUUUUAAGAUUGACAGGUGCAUAUUUUUCUCAGUCAUCCAGAAUGUUCUUGCCUUUAUGCAUGUAAUUACGUCUUACAACAACGUAAUUACAACAAAGUAUAAUACAUACUCCAAGUAUUGAAAUACACGCCAUCGUGUUGGGAUUCAAUACUUCGACAUUAAUUAUGUCAUCAGGAAUGAAAAUUUAUCCAUAUUAGCAAGCU
Molecule: messenger RNA, 5185 nt
Organism: Anneissia japonica
Lineage: Eukaryota; Metazoa; Echinodermata; Crinoidea; Comatulida; Comatulidae
Product: adhesion G-protein coupled receptor G6-like
Exons: 14
Coding region: 467-4726 (1419 amino acids)
Biological process (GO): G protein-coupled receptor signaling pathway; cell surface receptor signaling pathway
Cellular component (GO): membrane
Molecular function (GO): G protein-coupled receptor activity
Source: RefSeq, a predicted model, not a curated record